Messenger RNA from Colletotrichum chrysophilum, 1467 nucleotides. RefSeq lists its product as uncharacterized. The record is from RefSeq and is a predicted model, not a curated record. Gene Ontology annotation, biological process: fungal-type cell wall biogenesis; carbohydrate catabolic process. The transcript has 4 exons. Gene Ontology annotation, molecular function: mannan endo-1,6-alpha-mannosidase activity. The coding region runs from base 1 to 1467 and encodes 488 amino acids. Lineage: Eukaryota; Fungi; Ascomycota; Sordariomycetes; Glomerellales; Glomerellaceae.
AUGGUCUUCUUCAAGUCAGCCCUCGUUGCGUCUGCAGCAGCUGGUGCUUUGGCGGUGCCUUACACGCAGCCCAACACACUCGACCUCAACAACACAAAUUCCAUCAAGGCCGUUGCCGGCAGCCUUGCUCAUGGCGCAAUGUCCUACUACAAUGGCAACGUCUCAUCAGACGCCAAGAUGGUCGGUGACCUGCCAGAACCCUAUUACUGGUGGCAGGCCGGUGCCCUCUGGGGAGCCAUGCUGGACUACUACCACUACACUGGUGACCCAAGCUACAACGAAGUUAUCGCCCAGGCCCUCACUGCCAAGGUCAACACAGGACCCAACUUCGACUUCAUGCCCCCAGAACACGCUUCGGAGGAGGGCAAUGAUGAUCUGGGCUUCUGGGGCUUUGCUGUCAUGGCCGCUGCUGAACGCAACUUCACUCAGCCAAAUCCAGACGCCCCGUCCUGGCUCCAGAUGGGCAUCAACAUCUUUGAUUCUUUGGCAUCUCGCUGGAACACAACUCACUGUGGCGGCGGUCUAUUGUGGCAGAUUUACGAGAGCAACCCCAACGGCCUGAACUACAAGAACUCAGUCAGCAACGGCGGCUUCUUCCAGCUCGCUGCACGACUGGGUCGCGCCACUGGCGAACAGAGGUAUUUUGACUGGGCCAACAAGGUCUGGGACUGGUCAGAGAAGGUCGGCUUCAUCGACGCUGACCUGAAGGUCUAUGAUGGCGCCGACUCUCGCGACGAAUGCACCAAGGUCAACCCUCUCUCCUUCACGUACUCCACGGGCAUCUACCUGUAUGGUGCGGCCGUCAUGGCCAACGCCACUGGACAAUCUGUCUGGCACGAUCGCGCGGUCAAGAUGUUGGACACCUCCAAGCACUUCUUUGGCCCCUUUGAGAACAGCACAAACAUCAUGUACGAACCUGCGUGCGAGACUGUCGGCACAUGCAACACGGAUAUGAAGACAUUCAAGGGAUAUCUCUCCCGCUUCAUGUACAAGUCGGCCCAAGACUUGCCUGAGCUCAAGCCCGAGGUUCUCAAACUGAUGACCCCCACGACCCAGGCUGCUGCCAAUGCCUGCACCGCAAAUGACACUGGCGUCGUCUGUGGCCAAAAGUGGUACGUUGGCGGCAAUGAUCAGUCCUUGGUUUUGAACGACAAACUGCAUGCUUCUGCCAAGGGGUCACUGAGCGCCAAUGGCAACUUCGACCUUUUGCAGGAGAACAUUACUUCGGGCAAACUCAACAUCGAUUCUCGUGGAAGCCAACCCGGGGCAAACGGUUUGAAGACCACCAUUGAUUACGAGGUCAAGCACCAGAUCAGGCUCAAGGGCGACGGCUCUUUCAAGGCAGGCUUCACAGACCAAGCGAGUUUCGGCGAGAAAUGCAAUGACGGGCAUCGUCUUGUCCUCGGCGCUUGGAACGUUGCUGCGAUUGUUGCUGGAUCGCAAGUUCUCUUCUGGGGCAUUCUCUGA